CUGUCCUAAAAUUUUCAGGUUUUCUUUCAGAUUCAUAGCCCAAAUAUUUUUAUCGAGCUUUGGAGGGGGACACUCCAAAUUUCAGAAAUGGUAAAAUUUAUAGACACUCCCGAGCGUGAUAAUGGCAGCUGUCCUAAAAAAUGUUCUGCCUGGAUAGCUGGAUGAUUGUUUCAUGGGCAUACAAUAGUUGAGUGAAGAGGAACAAUUAAAGCAUGUUAAGAAUGAUUAAAGCCCCCGAUUUAUACAUCAAUAUAUGAAGACAGCAAUCAAACGAAAUUUUUUUCAGAAUAAGCAUUGGAGAGUACGGCAUCAAGAAGCCAGAUUCCAAGCAAACACUUCUAAAAACGUUCACGAUUUCCAUACGUUUGAAGAAAUUGUGGGACAUAUUUGGGAAAGUAACAUAAUGAUGCCAAAAGUUAUAUUUCUUCACGCCCUUGAAGAUGAUUGCAGGCUGAUACAUGCAGAACGAACAUAAAUUGAAUUGAUAAUUGAAAUGAGGAAGAGGGGUUAAUAACUGUGCCAUGCUGGCGAUGGUGCAAAUGAACCCAGAAUUACGGAACGACUUGAUUUUUCUUUACCUGAUACAAUUGAUCUUAGCAGUGACGGUUGAGGUUUUCUAUGGGUUUCCCUCGCCCGAGUGCGAAUGCAGUCACUAAAAAACCACUUUCCCCUAAUGAAUAGUUGAUAAAAUGAAAAUUGUACCUAUCCUAUUAAUGAUG
Messenger RNA from Acanthoscelides obtectus, 719 nucleotides. NCBI's taxonomy places the organism in Eukaryota, Metazoa, Arthropoda, Insecta, Coleoptera, Chrysomelidae. The record is from the annotation of a GenBank genome assembly.